Messenger RNA from Equus caballus (horse), 2773 nucleotides. It is a transcript of the gene STOM, whose product is annotated as stomatin. Gene Ontology annotation, cellular component: plasma membrane. The record is from RefSeq and is a predicted model, not a curated record. NCBI's taxonomy places the organism in Eukaryota, Metazoa, Chordata, Mammalia, Perissodactyla, Equidae.
GGGCCCCGGUCUGCUCAGGGUUUUCUUGGCAGAUCGUGCUCUGGCUCCGGCGACCAGGACGCGAGCGCGGCGACUCCGGCCCGGGCAGCAUGUCUGAGAAGCGGCACACGGCAGACGCCCAGGCGCGGCGGCUCCCCGACUCCUUCAAGGAUAGCCCCAAUACGGGCCUUGGACCUUGUGGAUGGAUUUUGGUGGCUGUCUCAUUCUUGUUCACAGUUAUAACUUUCCCAUUGUCAAUAUGGAUGUGCAUAAAGAUCAUAAAAGAAUAUGAAAGAGCCAUCAUCUUUAGAUUGGGUCGCAUUUUACAAGGAGGAGCCAAAGGACCUGGCUUGUUUUUUAUCCUGCCAUGCACUGACAGCUUCAUCAAAGUGGACAUGAGAACUAUCUCCUUUGAUAUUCCUCCUCAGGAGAUCCUGACUAAGGAUUCAGUGACAGUUAGUGUGGAUGGCGUGGUCUAUUACCGUGUUCAGAACGCAACCCUGGCUGUGGCAAAUAUCACCAACGCUGACUCGGCCACCCGUCUGUUGGCACAAACUACUCUGAGGAAUGUCCUGGGCACCAAGAACCUUUCUCAGAUCCUCUCUGACAGAGAAGAAAUUGCACACAACAUGCAGGCUACCCUGGAUGACGCUACUGACGACUGGGGAAUAAAAGUGGAGCGUGUGGAAAUUAAGGAUGUGAAACUCCCUGUGCAGCUCCAGAGAGCUAUGGCUGCAGAAGCAGAAGCAUCCCGGGAGGCCCGAGCCAAGGUCAUCGCAGCUGAGGGAGAGAUGAAUGCAUCCAGGGCUCUGAAAGAAGCCUCCAUGGUCAUCACCGAAUCUCCUGCCGCCCUUCAGCUCCGGUACCUUCAGACGCUGACCACCAUCGCUGCUGAGAAAAAUUCGACGAUUGUCUUCCCUCUGCCCAUAGAUAUGUUGCAAGGCAUUAUAGGGGCAAAACAUUGAGCCGCAGAGGCUAAUGCAGAGACGAGCUCUUCCCUUCCAAGGGUGAAGUGGGGGACCAAAGCAGCCUUUAACCCGUAAGGAGAGAAUAGGGUGGGAACUUGACUAUUCUCCCUCCUUUUCCUUUUCCACAUGUUGAGAGUGAUGUUCUUAGAACGUACAGUGAUCACAGCAACAGCUGAAGAUUGUUAGCUUGUAAAUACUGUGCAAGAGAGAUUUGUAAUUUAUAUCAGAUAAUCUCCUACUCUUUAAAAUAUUUAAAAGUUCAUAUUUUGAGAUCAUUAUGUAAUAGGUUAAAUCCUUCUUCUUUUGACUUUCAUUGAGUCGUUCUACACCCUCUAUCAGCAGCCAGACUAAAGGCAAGAAAAUAGGCUAUAACCACCACCUGACACCCUGGCUGGACAAAUACUUUGCAGAAAACAGUGACUUAGGCUACAACCAGCUUCUCUGGGCCAUAUGUGCCUUACUUCUGGGGAAUCUUAAUUAAGGAAAUUUUCCUAACAUCCAUUUACUUUCUAAACCCAAACCAUGUUUCAAAAUAAUCCUCCCUUGAGGGUCGGCAUUUUCUUGCCAGUACCUGUCAGCACUGGAGGAAAUGACAAGAUCAAUGAAAAUGAUCACCCUAACCCUUGAAAGACUUUUAAUUCUACUAUUAUAGAGGUCCUUUUAAAAUAAUGUGGGUUUUUUAAACUUAUUUGAGCCUCUUUAUCAGAAAAUGAUUCCUCUGUGGUCUUUCAAACCAACUAAAUACUUGUCACAAAAGUGCUUUUUUUUUCUCACUUUUACAUAUUUUCAUAUAUCAAGUUCUAAAUAGUUUUGAUUUUUUUAAAUAAAAUUUUCUCUAAGUUCUAUAAACAAUUGUUUGUACAUUCCCAUUUGAAUAGCAUAAGGACUAAUACUUUUUUAAAAAUUGUCUUCAGAAAACUAUAAUAUUUUACUGUUUGCAUGCUUUUAACUAUUGUACGCUGUGAAAUACCUUGAUUACUAAUCCCAUUCAUUAAAGUAGUAUAAGGAAUUCACAAUAUAUUGGGCACAUAAUAUCCAAUGAGCUUGAGAAGAUGCUGUCAAACUUAGCAUAUCUAUAUAGAUAUAUUUGCCUAGUCUUUCUUUUUCUAUCAUAUACAUUAGUGCUGAAAGAGGAAGCAGUCAGCCCUUCUGAACCAGUUGCUUAAUGUGUAAUAUUAGGAAGCAUCUUCCGUAUUGCAAAUGCCUAUGAGUCUGGGCCCCCCGGCAUUCUCCCUGUUGGUCUGGAAAGCUGCUGGUGACAUUUGUACCACUUCCUCUAGAGAAGUCUAAGAAUAGUGGCUUCCUUACCUAGAGUCACCCUUCAUAUCUGUCCUCAGCUGGAUCACUGUCAUCCCAGCCUAAGUAUCCCCACCUUUAAACCCCAUUUCCAAGGUUAUUUCAGAAAGACUUGACCCACCAUGCAUCCAGGUUCCUAGCUGAGUUUAUUAGAUGUGUAUGGAGCAUUUUGACUUGGAACUCAAGUUGCGUUUAUAUUUUGAAUUUUAAAAUAAUGAUUUUAUCUCUUUUGUGAGGUGGCUUACCCUUGACCACUGAGGACUAGGAAACGACCAUCUAUCCUAACUGAAAAUCUCUUCUCAGACUCAGAGUCACAAUGCUUUCUCUCCCUUGAGUUUCCCUGUCUCCAGAUACCAACCAGUCUUCGCUUUUCUGCCUUGUGGAUUCAUAGCCCAAUAGUUGGAAUUAAGUCGCUUGGGAGGGAGGAAGCAUCGAAGGAGCUCUAGGAUGAGAGUGUUAGUGCAAGAGUUUUUUCCAGGUGGCCUCCCUUUCUGGUGCUGUACAUAAUAAAGUGUGCCCUUUUACUAAUU